CAACCCAUCUCUAGAGGAGCCCCAAUGAGCAAUAGCGAAACGAAAGCAAAAGCAACAAAAACAAAAGCAAUGAUCCAUUGGAACUAGGAUUAUAUAUAUAUAUAUAUAUAAUAUUAGCAAACGAGCGAGACUGAGCCCGCGGCGGCCAUGCAGCGAUCCCAGGCAGCGGACCAAAAGACGACCAGGCUGCACCAGCCGCACAAUCAUUCCCACAACCACAUUCUCCUCCAGCAGUCGGAGCUGGGUGAGCACAACAGCAACGAUACAACGACUGGCGCCGCUCGCGUCGCAGCCAGCAGCAGUGCCACGCCCCUGGCUGGUGCCAGCUCUGGGCCCACACCCCCCCGGACACUGGCCAUCAAUCAGAACCAUCGGUAUGCCGCCUCGGAUACAUCGGGGGACCAGGAUCAGGAUCAUGAUCACGAUCAGGAGCAGGAUGAGGAGCUGCUGGACUCGCGCUACGAAUGCGCCAUUUGCAUCGACUGGCUGAACGAGCCGGUGCUGACGUCGUGCGGCCACCGCUUCUGCCGCAGCUGCCUCACCGCUUGGCUGCAGAAGAACAACCAGUGCUGUCCGCUGGACAACAAACGCCUGUCCGCCGAGCAUGACAUCUUCCCGGACAACUAUACGCGUCGCGAGAUCGAGCAGCUGAAACACAAAUGCCCCAACUCACCGCUCGGCUGCUCUGUGGUGGCCUCGCCCAUCGAGCUACACCGUCACCUGCCCAGCUGUCCGUACCGCCGGCAGCUGUCGCAGGAUCCGCCAGAGGAGAAAUGCCCCUUUGCCAAGAUCAAGUGCGAUUUUGUCGGUCGGCCCGAAACGAAUCAGUUGGAGGAGCACCUCAAGGCAGACAUGCCACAUCACAUGCAGCUGAUGCUGCAGGCCUUCCAGCAGACGGCCAUUGCCACCUGGCAGCCCCACAAGCCCAGCACGAGUGGCGGCGGCGGCGGAGCCCUGGAGAACGGUCAUGGUAGCCAGCUGCCGCCGCCGCAGCAAUAUGCCAACGGUGGCAUGGGCGUUGAUGAGCAGAUUGUGCAAACCAUGUACCAGCGCAUCGUGGUGCUGGAGCAAAGGACUCGCGAGCAGGAGACACGCUUGGAGAACUUGCAAAAGCAGCUGCGCAUGGCCCGCCAGUCGUCGUCGUCAUCGGUUGAUCCACGCUACAGCAACGGUACCAUUGUGUGGCGCAUCGAGCAGCUUGGCGCCCUGGUGGCCCGCCUGCGUGCCAAUGCCAACAAUUUGGAGUACUCGCGUGAGUGCUAUACCUCGCCGCAUGGCUACAAGUUCUGUGCUCGCCUCAACAUCCAGCCUCGGAAGCCGCACGUGCUUAGCCUGCAUGUGCAUCUGAUGCAGUCGGAGAAUGACUACCAUCUGGACUGGCCCUUUAAGGGGCGCAUCAAGCUGUGCAUGGUCCAUCCGGUGGAUGCAUCGCUGUCGCAGCACGACACCAUUAUGACCAAGCCAGAGAUCCUGGCCUUCCAUAAGCCACGCGAGGCGAUCAGCACGCGGGGCUUUGGCUUUCUGGAGUACGCCAACAUAUCGAACAUCAUUCAGCUGGGCUUUUGCGCCGACGAUCGGCUGCUCAUCAAGAUUGAGAUCAACAUUGUCUGAUGCGGAUAUAAGUAGGUGUGGAGUUCAAACUUCUCUGCUCAUCCCAGUGGCGUAGAUUAUGCAAUAACUAACCAUAGCUGGCAUAUACUAUAUAUAUUUUAUAUAGAACUAUAUAUAUAUGCUAUACCGAUAUAUAUACAGCUCAUAGUCAUAGCCUCUCACUUGAAGCAAUCUGGAUGCCAUCUAUCCGCUCUAUUACUCCGUACUAAUCGAUAUUAUCUGUGUAACUAUCAUAGAGCUAGGCCUCUUCCUCAUAUUGUAUAUUAUGUUUAAGCUCCUAUCAGUGUACUUAAUCUUUAGUUUUCAAAACAUUCCUUCCCUUUUGUCAAUUUAAUUGAUUUUUCUCUUUGAUUGUUAACCGAGUACGUCCAUAUUUCUCAUUAAGAUUUUUCUUGUUUGCUUGAUAUUAGCUGCUUGGAAGGAUUAUCUUCAGUUAUUAGAGUUUUAAGGAAUCGGGGGGAAAAAAAAACAACGAAGGAGGCAGCCAGGGCUGCAUGUAUGUAUGUAUUAUUUCAAAACCCAAUCCCAAGUCCCCGUCCCCGUCCCCACACUUAAUAUGUAGUAGAAAGUAGCUAUAAGAAUCUCGGGAUCCCCAGUUUUCGCUUAGGAAACCCCCCAAAAAAUAAAGGACACUUUUGUACCGUCAA
Messenger RNA from Drosophila kikkawai, 2258 nucleotides. RefSeq names its product TNF-receptor-associated factor 6 (gene Traf6). The record is from RefSeq and is a predicted model, not a curated record. NCBI's taxonomy places the organism in Eukaryota, Metazoa, Arthropoda, Insecta, Diptera, Drosophilidae. Gene Ontology annotation, molecular function: ubiquitin protein ligase activity; tumor necrosis factor receptor binding; metal ion binding. Gene Ontology annotation, biological process: lipopolysaccharide-mediated signaling pathway; protein K63-linked ubiquitination; innate immune response.